Messenger RNA from Somion occarium, 596 nucleotides. Lineage: Eukaryota; Fungi; Basidiomycota; Agaricomycetes; Polyporales; Cerrenaceae. The record is from the annotation of a GenBank genome assembly.
AAGUGAAUGUACGUCUUAUAAGGAAGGCUACAGCGACCUAAAUGAAUCUUGGCAAUCUGACGAUAAUAUGCUUCCGUCGUUUCAGUCGAUUGCAGAAGUACUUCCAUGUAUGGGUCAACGUUUGUGCUGAGCUUGCAUCACCCGCUAGUCCCACUCUGAGGAUCCCUGUAGUCGCUGCAAGCAAGUUGAUGACACUGAUGGUGAUCAAAGCCACAUGCAUCCCAUGGGUACUUAUUCCCAAUACUUCCCGCCGUCUUGGAGCACAUCAACGUGCGACGGCGGACUCGAGCAGCGAACGAAUAAUGAAUGAUGCGCAUUCCAACCCAUAUCAUAUUUACCUGACGAUCUUCUUGAGGGAACGUUAUCGGAGGCUCUUGCUAUGGUCGAGCCUCUCCAACUUGGCGGCCAUCAGUGGCAAUGGGAAGAUGUCGUCUUGAGGUCAUGCAGGUAUUGGACUGCAUUGGCGUUGCCGUCUUUGAGGUCCUGGAGUCGUCUUGAUGCUGAUACUUAACUAUAUGCGCAACCCCAUCUGUACGACAAAGUGGUUGUCAUUCUCACAGGCGAUCAAUGGUCUAUAGUGGUCUAUUAUUCCACUG